GGGCAUCAAUGCGCCGCACGUGUGUAUUGUGUCACAAACACGAGCAAAGAAGAAGAACUCCGAACCGGAAGUGUAUUCCGAUAGUAUUACGACCCGGAUGUUAAUUCCGGUGAGUCUUCAUUUGAAUGCUUAUUUUAUUGGCUAAAAGACCACAAUAAAGGGUGACGUUGCUCUCAGACAAUGACGUCAUGGCUCACAUCACCAUCAACCAGUAUCUGCAGCAGGUUUCCGAAGCCAUCGACAACCAGAAGGGGUCACUUUGUGCUGAGCUGUUGUCUUUUAAACACCCACAUGUGGCCAACCCACGGCUCCAGCUGGCCAACCCAGAGGACAAAUGUCAGCAGGUUCUUGAGCCGCCGUACGACGAGAUGGUGGCUGCUCAUCUCAGGUGUACAUAUGCAGUCGCCAAUCACGACUUUGUAGAAGCCUACAAGUUCCAGACCAUUGUUGUCCAAUAUCCUUUAUGGGCGCUGCCUGUCAUGUUCACAGUCACUCUGGAUCUCAGGAUAUUUGCCAAUAAUGCAGAGCAACAGUUGCAACAAAAGGGCAAAGGUCAACCGAGUGAGAUGCUGGAAAAAGCAGCUGAGCAACUAAUGAGCUGCUUUCGAAUAUGUGCCAGUGACAAUCGAGCUGGGAUCGAGGACUCGAAGAAGUGGGGCAUGAUGUUUCUAAGCAACCAGCUCUUCAAGAUCUACUUUAAGAUCAAUAAGCUGCAUUUGUGCAAGCCGCUCAUCAGGGCCAUUGAUAGCUCCAACUUGAAGAACGACUACAGUCCAGCUCAGAAGGUCACUUACAAAUACUACGUGGGCCGCAAGGCCAUGUUUGACAGUGACUUCAAACCAGCCGAGGAGUUUCUGUCUUAUUCCUUCCGACACUGCCAUCGUGCCAGUCAGAAGAACAAGAGAAUGAUUCUCAUCUACCUGCUGCCAGUCAAGAUGCUGCUGGGCCACAUGCCGACACUUCAGCUCCUGGAGAAGUAUGACCUCCUGCAGUUUGCCCAAGUCACCAAGGCUGUCAGUGACGGGAACUUGCUCCUGCUGAAUGAAGCUCUGUCCAAACACGAGACCUUCUUCAUCCGCUGUGGCAUCUUCCUCAUCCUGGAGAAGCUCAAGAUCAUCACCUACAGGAAUCUCUUCAAGAAAGUGUACCUACUGCUGAGGACCCACCAGCUGCCUCUGGACACCUUCCUGGUGGCCCUGAAGAUGAUGAAGGUGGAGGAUGUCGAUGUUGAUGAGGUGCAGUGUAUCCUGGCUAACCUCAUCUACAUGGGUCACAUCAAAGGUUACAUCUCACACCAACACCAGAAGCUUGUGGUCAGCAAACAGAAUCCCUUCCCUCCGCUGUCUACAAUCUCCUAGGCUUCAGUGACAGUCUCAGCUAAAAAUCAUUUUUGUAUAACAAACUGUAAGAUGUAAAAUGAAAGCCACUGCUUUGGAAUGCUC
Molecule: messenger RNA, 1442 nt
Organism: Phyllopteryx taeniolatus (common seadragon)
Lineage: Eukaryota; Metazoa; Chordata; Actinopteri; Syngnathiformes; Syngnathidae
Gene: pcid2
Product: PCI domain containing 2
Exons: 14
Coding region: 189-1358 (389 amino acids)
Biological process (GO): poly(A)+ mRNA export from nucleus; transcription elongation by RNA polymerase II; post-transcriptional tethering of RNA polymerase II gene DNA at nuclear periphery
Cellular component (GO): transcription export complex 2
Molecular function (GO): double-stranded DNA binding; RNA binding
Source: RefSeq, a predicted model, not a curated record